AUGAGCACGGACGAAAUCUUGUCGACGAGGCCUGCGCAGACAGCCUCCUCGGCCUCGGCCAGUGAUGUUGCCGCCCUGACCGCCGCUCCUGGCGACAGCGACACCGCAGAGUCUCCUCCGUUGGCCGCCAGCUCGGCAGCCUCGGCGGCCAAACGCAGCGUCUUGAACUUGGCAUCCGUGGUCCAGAACGGCUUGGUGGGCGCCGGCGGGAUGCGCAUGCCCGUGAUGACGUGGCCGCUGCAGACGUCCGUCUUGCCCUCGAUGCAGGCCCCGAUCAGAGCCAGAACCUCGGCCUCGCAGAUCGUUCUUGGCCACCUCCGCGGCGCGCUCGGCGUCACCAUCGGCGAGGUAUCCAGCGUCCGACACGGCCGUCAGGUCCAGAGACGCGGCGGGCAGUCCGGCGGCAAGGCGAUGCUGCACCAGGGCGUUGAGAAAUGUGUUGGCGGCGGCAUAUGCGGCCUGACCUCUGUUGCCGACGGCACCGGCCGCGGACGAGAUGGCGAUGAAGAAGUCGAGAGGGGACGAGUUGGCGGCAAGGGCGUGGUGGAAGUUCCAGGCGCCUGCGACCUUGGACUCGAUGACGGUGGUGUAGUCGGUCUGCUUGACCUGACCAGUGGCCGAACCGCUGCGGGAGAGAAGGACAAUAUUGCCGGCACCGUUGUCGACCAUCCACUUGGCCAUGCUGCGACCGAGACCACCGGUUCCACCGAUGAGCAGGUAGGUGCCGUCAGGUCGAAGGAUCUUCUUGGUGACCUUGGAGGGGGUGGCCUGGAAGAGACGCAAAAGUGGAAUGGAUGCAGGCAAACUUACCAUGACCUUGUCGUCGGCGCCCAAAACAACGACCGACUUUCCGAGCGAUCCCUUGGCGCCCUUGAUAGCAUCUUGGACCUGCGACACGGAAAAGAUGGUAGCUUCCACCGGAGCAGCCUGACCUUGGCCGACCAGCUUGGCAACAUUGUCAACCAGCCUCUUGAGGAUGGCAGGACGCUCAGCGGCCAGGCCCUGAAUGUCAACGUUGACAAACGAUGCGUUGCUGGGCCGAUGAUCAGUGCUCAGAUCAAGACGAGACGAUCCCUCGGCGACGUUGAUAAGACAGCCAAACCUGUCGAGGCAGCCCCAACUCUCGCCGACGACCUCGGCGGAAAGGACAACAUCUACACCCUGACCGGCCGUCGCUUCUCGGAUGGCCGACCCAAAGCCUGCACUGCGGUGGAAAAUGAAAUCCUCAGACAGGGAGAACUUGGUCAUGAUCAGCUUCUUCUCGGUGGCCGAGGACACGGUGACAAACACGUCGGCUUCGUAGAGCUGGGCAAGGCAGACGGCCGCUUGGCCAACAGCACUGGCAGCAGAGUGGAUGAGGACACGCUGGCCGGACGAAAGUCGACCCUGCUCCAUCAGAGCAUGAUAGGCAGUCACAUAGGCCAGCGGCAACGUCGCGGCCUGGGCAAAGUCCAUAGCCUGAGGGAUCGGGAUGACGUGGGCCGCCGAAGCUCUUGUGACGGUCGAUUGCUGAGCAUCACGGGCAUUCACACCGACAGCCUUGACUUCAAACUCGACCUCGUCGGCGCCAAGAGUGUCGACCACGGAGUCGUCGACAAAGUGCAGCGUCUUGCCACCAACUACUCUCAACUGGCGACCCUCUUGAGCAAACGGCUGCUGCUCGAGUAUGUCGGGGUUGGUGCGCUUGUGCACGUAGGCGUUGGUCUCGGCAUCAUCCAGGAUCCUGGGGGUGAACAGCUUGCCGCCGCGCUCCAUAAACUCCAUCUCCUUGGUUGCGCUCAAGCCACCGUUAAAGGCAAUCUUGAACACGUCCAGAAUGGACUUGGCAACAUGGGAGUUGGCGGCUUCGGAAGCGUCCAGAUCCAGCGUGGCAAACGGCAGCAGACCCAUGAGCUUCUGCACGGCCUCAAACUGCUGCUCGGUCGGGUCGGCAAGGAAAGGCAUGUCAAUCUCGGUCAAGACGAUGCAGACCUUGCCCUCGGUCUCGAUGUGACCCAGUGUGCCCAUGGCCACUGGCGAGGUGGCCGUCGCCUUUUCGAUCAUGUCGGCGAGGGCCCGGGCAAGCGUGUGCUGGAAGGCCGUGUCGCCGUGCACGAUGACAAUCUCGGCCUCGGGCAGCGCGCUGGACGAUUCAGCAGGGGUGCCGUUGACGAGGGCGGGCUUCAGCACCUGCUCCCACUCGAGCUUGUAGCAAAGCUCGCGCGGCGAGCUCGAGUCGGUCUCACCCUCACCGUCGAUGAUGGGCGCAACCUUGAGAUCCUCAAGCUCGACGAGCAGCUGACCGUCCUGGGUGGUGGCCAUGACGGACACGCUAGUGGGGCGGGGCUCCUCGGAAGGCUGGGCAAACUCUGCCUUGCCAAAAGCCCGAAUUGUCUUGCCCGGGGCGUUGGUGUGAGCUGUCACCUCGCGGGAGAUGGAAACCUUGCCGACCGAGGAUGGCAGGUAGACGGUGUCCGGAGAGGAGCGACCAGCGCCGAGGAUCGGCCAAGACUCGAGGACGCUUGGGUGCAGCACCGACUCGGUCAUGUAGUGAUUGGGCAUGUCGACGGCGAUGUCGGUGGCAACAAUAUCGGCGGAGGCCUUUGCGUUGGAAGCCUUGCAUGCCUUGACGCCCUGGAAAGCAGCACCAAAAGUCACGCCCAGCUCCUCGAGACAGUUGUACAUGUCGGCCUCGGCAACAUCGACGGCGUCGUCAUCGAUGCUGGAAGCGGCUUCUACCCUGCGGCGAACAGCCUGCUUUUGACGGUCACCGUCGACCUCGUUGUCGUCGUCCAACAGCGUGGCAACCUCUCCCGUGCAAUGCUCAGCCCAGCCACCGUUCUUGGUCCAGCUGGCAAUGCGGAACUGCCUCCACCCAGCCUGGUGCUUCUGGGCGUCCGAGUGUGGCCUCAGGCUUAUGUCCAUCUCGACAUCGCCAUCGCCCAUGGCCAAGGGCUUGGAGACGACAACGCGGCGCAGCUCGAACCUGUCGUACUUGGCCUCCCUCCUCAGGGCCUGCUGGGCGGCAGCCUCGAGGGCCAUGGCUACAAAGCCGGAAAAGGGGAAGAUAGUCAGAGACUGAAUGCGGUGGUGCCUCAGCCAUGGGAGGUCGUCGAGGGCCACAAUGUUGCGCCACGUAGGCUCGACAUCGGUAGAGUAGAUGGCCUCGACACCAAUCAGGUCGUUGCGUGGGAACUUGCGGUGCUUGUGCAUCUCGGUCAUGCGCGACUCGUGCCAGUAUUUGGACGAGUGGUUCCACACGUAGCGCGGCAGAUCAGUAAGCAGGGUGGGCUGCUUGGCCGUCGAGGUGUUCAGGUUCAAUGGGAUGGUCGAAGUCGCCGGGGCGUGGAGGUGACUGGGGAAGUUGACAGCAUCCAUGUUGAGGAAAGCACCCUUCAUGAAGAGGUUACCGGCCAGGUCGAGGGCCGUGUCGACGGCAUCCUUGUUGCGGACCAGAGCCGAAGCGUAUGGGAGCUUGGGACGACCGGCGGCAGCGAGGAUCUGCUUGAUGGGGCCUUGAAGCGCCGAGUGGGGACCGAUCUCGAUGAGGGUGCUGACACCGCCGUCUUCGGGCUUGGCCUCGAGCAUACCGCUGAGAGCCUCGGAGAAGCGGACGGGGCAGGUCAGGUUCUCGACCCAGUAGGAGGCAGUACACUUGUAGCCCUCGACGCGCUUGCCAAACAGAGACGAGUGGAACUGGACCUCCGUGUUCCUCGGCUUGGACAGGUGCUCUAUCGAGUCGCGGUACUCGUCGGCCACGAGGUUCAUGUGGUGCGAGUGGUAGGCGACGUCGACCUGCAGCUUGCGGCGGAACAUCUCAGGCUGCUCCUCCUCGAUGACGCGCUCGAGGUCGUUCAGCACAGAGGCGUCACCGGAGAUGGUCAGACUGGAAGGACUGUUGAAGCAGGCGAUGCGGACCUCGUGCUGCUUGCGCUUUACGGCAUCAAUCAUGGGCUGCAUCUGGGAUUCGGAGCCACCGACGGCCAUCAUGCCGCCGGCAAGAUCGGGGAACCGGGCCUUGAGGACGGGGAUCAGCCGACCUCUGUGGUAGGCGAUGGCCACGGCCGAGUCAAAGUUGAUGAUGCCGGCGGCAUAGGCGGCGCAGAUCUCACCGGACGAGUGGCCCGCGACGGCGACGGGCGUCACGCCCCAGGAUCUGAGGAGGUCCGUGAUGGCCAACUGGACGGCUGUGCAGGCGGGCUGACUGAUGUGUGCCUCGGACACCUUGGAAGUCUUUCCGUCCUUGCUCAGCUCCUCCAGCAGCGACCACGAAGCACCGAGCUCCUUGAGUUUGGCAUCGGCACGGUCCAUGGCGGCCGCAUAGACGGGAUACGAGUCAUAGAGCUCACGGCCCAUACCGUGCCACUGAGCGCCUUGACCAGUAAACACGAAUCCUAUCCUGGGGGCCUCGGGCUGCGUCUUGGCCGAUGCCACCUUGCCCGAGUUUAG
Molecule: messenger RNA, 4428 nt
Organism: Pyricularia pennisetigena
Lineage: Eukaryota; Fungi; Ascomycota; Sordariomycetes; Magnaporthales; Pyriculariaceae
Exons: 8
Coding region: 1-4428 (1475 amino acids)
Source: RefSeq, a predicted model, not a curated record